Penicillium atrosanguineum is the source of this 2202-nucleotide messenger RNA. Its product is annotated as putative disulfide isomerase. The record is from RefSeq and is a predicted model, not a curated record. Gene Ontology annotation, cellular component: endoplasmic reticulum. NCBI's taxonomy places the organism in Eukaryota, Fungi, Ascomycota, Eurotiomycetes, Eurotiales, Aspergillaceae. The transcript has 4 exons. Gene Ontology annotation, molecular function: protein disulfide isomerase activity. The coding region runs from base 1 to 2202 and encodes 733 amino acids.
AUGAAGGCUUCUUGGUUGGGGUGGUCCCUCCUCUCAUUCUUAGCCGUGCCUACAUUGGCCGCGACUUCGGACUCGGAGUUGAAAGAAGGCAACAAUCUCAUGAAGAGAUGGGGCACCUAUGCAGUUGAUCCGGAGGUUCCCUCGGUGUUCAACGGCCUCGACGUGCCUCCGCUGUUUCAGCUGACCCCCGAGAAUUUCGAGGAGGCCACCAAGGAUGGUACUUGGAUUGUGAAACAUUAUUCGCCGUCCUGCCAUCACUGCAAACAGGCCGCACCUUACUACCAGACUGCAUACGAAUACUACUACACCUCCAAUCCCUUGGCACCUUCUUCCGCAAAGUCCCCAGACCCGAAGUCUGCGAACGGGUUCACUGCCUAUUAUAACUUCCAUUUCGGAUCCAUCAACUGUUUAGCCUAUGCUGACCUUUGCGUGAAACUCGGCGUCUCCAGUUGGCCCACAUUCGCCUUCUACGAUAAUGGGGUUCAAAAGGAUCCGAUUGUCGGUACGCAGUUCAUUCCGGCUCUAAGCAAACUCAUCGAAGAGAAGCUCGAGUCGAUCAAGCCUGGAUCUCGACCCCCGCAGGGCGUCAAGCUUCCCGAAGUUGGCGCACCAGGCGUCGACUCAACCGCGGAGCCCGAUUCCCCUGUUGCCAAAGACAAGGACUCUGAGGCGGGUAUCAAGGCAGGCGAGAAGCAAAAUGAGUUAGUCGCCCAGAAGGCAGGCGAUGGAGCCGCAGCCAAGGACAACACGAACUCCAAGACCAAGACCAAGCCACCGCCCGCCCCCGCCAACCCUCAGGGUAUUUCUGUUCCCCUUACUGCCGAGAGCUUCCAGAAGCUUGUGACAACCACCCAGGACUCAUGGUUCAUCAAGUUUUACGCACCGUGGUGCGCCCACUGUCAGGCGAUGGCUCCUAACUGGAAGGAGAUGGCCAAGGAAAUGAAGGACACCCUGAACAUCGGUGAGGUGAAUUGUGAGGUCGAAAGUCGCCUUUGCCAGGACGCGCGGGUUGAUGCUUUCCCCACCAUCUACUUCUUCCGGGGCGGCCAGAGAGUGGAGUACACUGGUCUGCGUGGUCUUGGAGAUUUGCUUUCGUACACGAACAAGGCAAUUGGUGUUGGCUCUAGCAUUGAGGAUGUGGAUGCGCAUACUUUUAUGGAAUUAGAAGAGACCGAGGAGGUUCUCUUCUUGUACUUCUAUGACCAGGCAACCACCUCCGAGGACUUCAAGGCGAUGGAACGGCUCACUCUUAGCUUGGUGGGGCAUGCUCGCAUUGUCAAGACCAGCAGUGCCGCUUUGGCCGAGCGCUUCAAGAUUUCCACCUGGCCACGUCUCCUGGUGGUCCGCGAAGGACGGCCCAACUACUACAAUGCUCUUGCUCCCAAGGACAUGAGAGACUUCCGACAAGUCUUAUCGUGGAUGCAGACUGUGUGGCUCCCGAUUCUUCCUGAGCUUACCGCUUCGAACGCUCGGGAGAUCAUGGAUGGAAAGUUUGUUGUUCUCGGCAUUCUUAGCCGCCGCCGUUCCGACGAUUUCAAGCAGUCCAAGCGUGAAUUAAAGGAAGCCGCCUUUGAGUGGAUGGACAAGCAGAUUCAACUUUUCCGUCUUGAGCGAUCUGAACUCCGUGAUGCCAAGCAGCUGCGUAUUGAAGAAGCUGAUGACCGCGAUGACCAGCGCGCUCUGCGGGCUGCCAAGAAUAUGCGCAUCACCAUUCGUGAGGAUGACAAGAAGGCCGUUGGCUUUGCCUGGGUAGAUGGCGACUUCUGGGAGCGCUGGGUUCGUACCACCUAUGGUAUCGAUGUUGAGAACGGUGAUCGUGUGAUCAUCAACGAUGAAGAUAACCGCCGCUACUGGGAUACUGCCUCGAGUGGGGCCACGAUCAUGGCCUCGCGUACCUCCAUUCUUGAGACCAUUCCCCUGGUCGUCUCUUCCCCUCCCAAGCUGUCUCCCAAGUCCACUGUGGGCACCAUCGAGACAUUCUUCUUCUUCACCCGUUCUUUCCUCAACGCUCACCCUAUCCUCUUCUUCAUUCUUCUGGGGCUGACAGUGGCUGUGGCCGCCAUCUUCGGUCGCGGACGGUUGCUGCGUCGCGGUGUUGGCCGCGGUGGCAUUCUAGGAAACUCGCCCAAUGGCGGAGGCUUCUUCCACCUGGAUGGCAAGGAAGGACUGUUGAACGGGGGCUCGACUGGAAAGGUCGACUAA